AUGAGCGGUGGCAAGUCUGUCUCCUUACCUCUUUCUGAUUGCACUGCUCACAAAAAGAAUAGUCUUCAAGUUGGUUCAUUAUCUCCAAACUCUCACAGGAAAACAAAUGAUAUCAAGCUUCUCCGUUGUGAACUCUGCAACAAAUUUUUUUCUGAAGCUGAUUUUGAUUUCAAAGCUAUAGGUGCAGUACCACUGACCAGGGAGAAAAUCACUGUGUGUCCUGACUGUAAUAAGAAGAUUCUUGAAGGUUCUAGAAUGGCUCCUCCAACCCAAACCAAAAAUCUGGAGGCUUCCCUUCCAACUGCAGGGAAUGGCUCCACCCACCUAAACAAUGUGACAGCUGCAAGAUCCAGCCAGUGCUGCUGUAUGGCCUCUCACCAAUUAACCACGUCCCAAAUAUCAGCAAACAUGUCUGAAACCGUCGGUCCAGAAUUGCUACGGACAAUCAAAACUGAGCCUCCCAGUGAGCCAUAUGCUGCCGUCUGUACAACACAGGCCAACAACCCCCACACAUAUCACAACCAUACUUAUCAAACAAAAUGUUCAAUCUAUUUGACUGCCAAUCUAAAACCAUGUGGUAAACGGGACAAAGAAUCUGUGACCAGUAAGCAAGACCCCUCUUCUUGUGGUGACCAACAGAAGAAAAAACCUAAACUUGAUGAUGAUGAUGAGAAUAAAGGCCCUGGCAUGGAGAAAAGACAAAGCACAAACACUGAGACCCUGAUUAAAAGAGAGAAUAGUCCUUCUUCAGAUUGUUCUGCAGAUGUGAAACCUUCAUUUGUUGAAGUCAAACCUUCCAGUAAUGGUCAUGCUAAAAUAGAAGUAAAACAAGAAACAAGCCCAACAGAGUCGAGCAAGUCCAACUUUCAAUUCAAAUCUCCAACUAAACCUGCUCCUCUCUCAUCAUCAGGAGCUACUAGCCACAAGCCAAAAGUCAACAGUACAUCAAACACUUACAUGUUUGAAGGCAGCAUGCUUUGGAAGCCUGUCCAUCCCGGGCAAGCACCAUCAGCAUCAUCUCCCAAAGUUGAUAGCACUGAAGAGAAGCCCAAGUCAUCUUCAAGUACAGAAAAGAAAGAAGAGGAUGAGAACACCUUCUGUUGUGAAGGUAGCCUCUUUAUCAAGCCUGUUCUUCCUAACGAAUUUGCAUUUGAAGGCACCAUGUUUAUCAAACCCGACUCUCCUUUGUUGGCACAAGCUCCUGUUUCUUUUCCUAAUCAGCCAAGUGCAUCAGGAUUAUCGUCCAUGCCUCAAACCACCAAAACUCUAACCAUCCAGUCGGUGUUCACAAAUUCUGGCCAGGUAAUCAGUAGUAUCACUACUACUUCAUCAGGAGAUAAAAGUGGACAUGUUGGUAGUAAUGGCAACUCACAACAGACUCAGCUUAGUACGGUAGUAACCACAACUUGUGUGGGGAGUGGUUCUAAAUGCACCGUAACCAGCUGCUGCACAAACCAAAUCGCAACAAAGGAUAGUGAACUGAAAAAGAAACCAGAACAAGAGAAAGAGACCUCAGCUGGGUUCUCACAGUGCCAGACUUCAGGCAGUGGAGGAGGUGGAGGGGGUCACACUGACUUUAGUGUCAAGUCCAUCCUCAGCGCCACUGACCGCCGGAGUUAUUGUGACUCCCGCCGGUAUCAGCAACACUGA
Messenger RNA from Acanthosepion pharaonis, 1650 nucleotides. NCBI's taxonomy places the organism in Eukaryota, Metazoa, Mollusca, Cephalopoda, Sepiida, Sepiidae. The record is from the annotation of a GenBank genome assembly.